GAGGAGGUGUGGGCAGUUCAUGGUUUCAUUUGUGGCGUCACUUUCUCCCAUCUCCCUCCUUUCUCCCCAAGCCUCCGAGCUUGUUGGUGCACGGCUGCAGCUCCAGCUUGUAUCUACCUGUGCAGAGCAUCCAACCGCUUCCCCUCCUGAGCGGACAGUCGCACUGCAGCACGCAGAGAGGAGCAGACGCAUCAUACUUGUACCGAGAAGUCAGACCGUCCUGCUUCAGCUGAAAUGCUGCUGACAACAACCAGGCAUGUCCAGAUCCUUCCGCUCAUCUGUGCAGUUUGUCAUCUCACCCUGGCCUUCCCCACCCAAACGCCAUCUGCUAGUGAUGACGUCCGGCAGCUGCAAGUGAACAUCCCCCACGCAGGUCCGAUUCUUACACCUCUGGGCAGCUCCAUUUCCAUCCCUUGCUUAGUUUCUCUGUCCUGCACCUCCUCCUUGUCCCCCUCUGUGGUGCACCGGUUGAAGUGGACAAUGGUGUCCGGUGGGGUUGAGACAGAGAUCUUGGUAGCGCGAGGUUCAAGGGUGAAGAUCAACGAAGCGUACCGAGAGCGCGCGGCACUGCUCAACUACACCUCCUCCCCUGAAGAUGUGUCUCUGUGGUUAGGCGAUCUGCGCCACACUGAUUCUGGUCACUAUCGUUGUGAGGUGCAGCAGGGACUAGAAGAUGCCAGCAAAGUCAUUCAAGUCAAAGUCAAAGGGGUGGUGUUCCACUAUAGAGAUGCUUGGGGUCGGUAUUCCCUCUCCUUCCAGCAGGCCAAGAGGGCUUGUGAGGGCAUUGGUGCACAGGUCGCCACACCGGACCAGCUGCUUGCUGCUUAUUUUGAUGGAUAUGAGCAGUGUGAUGCAGGUUGGCUGGUGGACCAAUCUGUCAGGUAUCCAAUCCAAGUGCCCCGUGAAGGCUGCUAUGGAGACAUGGAUGGGCAACCAGGAGUGAGGAACUAUGGAACGAUGGAUCCAAAUAAUCUCUUUGAUGUUUAUUGCUAUAUAGAACAAAUUCACGGGAAGGUUUUCUAUGACCCCAUCCCACAGCAGUUAUCAUUUGAUGAAGCACAGUCAUAUUGUCGAGCUGCGGGGGCACAGCUGGCAACAACCGCACAGCUGUACUUAGCAUGGAGCGAAGGGCUGGACCGCUGCAGUCCUGGCUGGCUGUCUGACGGCAGUGUGCGCUACCCCAUCGUAACCCCUAGAGAGAGAUGUGGUGGCCCUCAAGCAGGUGUCAAAACGCUCUACCGCUUCAGCAACCAGACCGGUUUCCCAGAGCCGACUAGCCUUCAUGAUGCUUAUUGUUUCAAAGGACACAGAGAAACUUCUACUGACUCUCCAAUGGACCACCUGCUCACAGAAGCUGAAGACAAAGAACAAAAUGUUGUUAUUCUAAUGGAAAGAGAUCAAGAAAUUUAUCUUAAUCAACUAGAGACACAAGUGGAACGAGAAGCACAAAGUGAACUUGAAUCUUUACCCCUUUUGCCUGACUCUUUCACUACAGAAUACCCUGUCAACACAAGCCAGACAGUUACUUCAGGCAGAACAGAAUCUUUCCCCAGCACAACUUCUGCAUCAGACCUCCUUCAGCGACUGAACGAAAGUGUGGAGAUAAGUCACAACUCCCAGCUUCUUCCAGAGGCAAUUACCAGCACCAUCAGCACAGUGGAGACCAUUGAUUCAACACAAAAUACAACUGUUCUUCCUGGUGAUUACAAUGGGACAGAGUUACACCAGAACCGGAGCUUCACCUUUCACCUAUCUGAGUUUGAAAGAAGCACAUACACACCCCAGACAGAGAACCAGACAGUGCCAGACACAAACCCUACUGAGUCUCUACAGUCACUCAAACAGAUGAAUCAGUACCAAGAACUGAAUGAAACCGGUGCGAUAUUUGACAAGUCUCAUACUAAGUACGGCGAGACAGAGAACAACCAGACAGACAUAGAUGUAGAGGAUGGGUUUUGGAACGGGACCACUUUGGCAAUUGGUCCAUUGCUUCAGGUAAAGUUGAAAAAUGCAGCUGCAGAAGAUCCUGUACAGAUGUUGUUGACGACUCAGGCUUCCCAAGAUAAAGGAACUCCCCCCUCACAAGAAACUGCAACUACUGAGUCAGCCAUUGAGAACAACUCCAUCUGGACUCCCAUGGACGGAUCUGGAGAUAUUUCUCAAGAGAGAGAGUUUGAAACAGAAGCAGUCACCUUCAUCUCCACAUCUCAGUCCUCCGCCGCUGGAUUCACCACUCCAGUGUUGGGUUCUGUUGUGGCAAGCAGAGCUCCCACCACACCUCACAGAGCAGCUCCAAAUCCAACCCUCUCUUCUGUGUCACAACAUGUGGACAAAUUGGGCUUUGAAAUAUUGUCCACAACAACAGACUUGUGGGAGCUAACUAUUUCUAGACAGGAGGGAAGUACAAGCUUAGACACAGAAGACAGUGAAGAAAAACAGAUUGAUGCAACUCAGCCUCCUAAACAGGUAGUUUCUGAAGUAAGGUUGCCUAUUGCAUCUACAGAAGGUUUGAAUAUCUCUCAUUCACCAUCUAAAUUUGCAACAGAACAGUAUCAAACAGGUUAUGGAGUACCUAUUGGCACAACGAACUCUUAUGAAGAGGCAAGCGGAUAUGAACUUGGAACUGUUACCUCCAUCUCUCAAGAGGAAAUUAAAGGUAACUUCCCCCUUGAAGAGGCCUUUAUAGUUACCCCAACCCAUGACGAGAAAGUUAACAAGUCUAUUUUAAUUGAAAAGGAAGCUGAAGUUCCUUCAACUGUUUUGCUUAUUGAAGAAGUUAGUGCUGGCCAAAACACUGAAAAAGAAGCCAAGGUUGUGCUUGAAGGAGAAACCAAGGUUACACCAAGUGUUCUCCUUGUAGAAGAAACAAAAAUUAGCCCGACCUUUGGUGUUGAAAAAAAUAAAGUUGUCCCAACCCUGGUUGUUGAACAAGAAGCUACAGUAACAACAACAGCUGUUGUUGAAGAUGAACCUAAAACUCUGUCAACCAUGGUUUUUGAAGGAGAAACUAAAAUUGACCCAAAUGUUGCAGAAGGAGCUAAAGGUAAUGCAUCUCUAGCUCCUGAAAAAGAAGCUAAUGUUGACUCAACUGUUGUCCUAGAAGAAGAAACUACAGUUAGCCCAACAUUGGAUCUUGAAGAAAAUAAAGUUGCCCCAGUUCUGGUUGUAGAACAAGGAGCAAAAUUAACCCCAACAGCUGUUCUUGAAGAAGAAUCAAAAAUUGUGUCAACCUUGGUUUUUGAUGGACAAACUACAUUUUACCAAAACGUUGUAGAAAUAGCUAAAGCUACCCCGACUUUGGUUCUUGAAGAAGAGGCUAAUGUUGACCCAACUGUUGCAGGAGAAGCUGUAGUUGCCCCAACUCUGGUCCUUACAGCAACAGUUCGCAUUGAAGAAGAAGCCAAAGUAACCCCUAAGGUUAUUUUUGAAGAAAAAGCUAAUGUUGACUCAACUAUAGUUCUUGUAGAAGAAGCUAAUGUUAUCUCAACAGUUAAAAAAGAAACUGAAGUUGAGCCUACCCUGAUUCAUGGGGAGGCCAGAGCUACCCCAAACCCUCUCCUGGAGGAAGAAGCCAAUGUCCCAAAGUUUGAAAAUGUAGAGGAAACGAAUAUGUUCUCUGGUGUUCCUGAAGAAGAAUCCAAAACAACACCAACCUUUGUCACUAACGAACUUGAACUUGCUCCAAUCCAUGCUUUUGAAGAGGAAACUAAUGUUGCACCAACCCUUGAGGACUUUACCGUCUUUACACUCAAUUCUCAAACAUCUAAGUGGAAUCUGUUGACUACCACAACUGGACCCCAAGAGCAUCUGAAUAAUGUAAAGUUUAGUCAGAAACCCCCAUUCAUGUCAGCGUCAGAGACCUCAAUGAGCACCAAGUCUUCUCCUUCUGCCUCUACCAUGACUACUCCAACACGUGUGCCCAAACGCACCUGGAGCUCAAGAACCACAAGACCUUACAUUUUCCAUAAGACGACAGAGCCCCAGAAGGUGAACCAUUUCAUUCCACCGUUGGAUCAUAGUGUGGUUGAUCUUGAGAUUAGCCUCACACCGCCACCCACCCUGCUUAUCUUGCCCAAAGACAGGGCAGCUGUAGGUGGUACAGGGGCUUUUUCAGACGCCUGUUUGGAUGAUUUUUGUCUCAACGGAGGCACCUGCACUGACCAAGACGGACACAUAAAAUGUCUCUGUUUGCCGACGUAUGGAGGAGUUUACUGUGAGACUGACUUGGAGCGAUGUGAACCUGGCUGGGAUAAAUUUCACGGUUUCUGCUAUCGACACUUCAGCCAGCGGCAGAGCUGGGAGGUGGCAGAGAGGCACUGUCGCAUGCAAGGAGCUCAUCUGGUGUCCAUCAUGACCCCUGAGGAACAGGACUACAUCAACAGUAACUACAAGGAAUACCAGUGGACUGGUCUGAAUGAUAAGACUGUUGAGGAUGAUUUUCGCUGGUCUGAUGGAAACCUGCUGCUGUACGAGAACUGGUACCGAGGGCAGCCAGACAGUUACUUCCUUUCUGGAGAAGACUGUGUGGUGAUGGUGUGGCAUGAUAACGGCCGCUGGAGCGACGUACCCUGCAACUAUCACCUGGCAUACACCUGCAAGAAAGGCACCUCCCACUGUGGUCCACCACCAAAGGUCCGGAACGCGUCCAUAUUCGGAAAAGCUCAACAGAGAUAUGAGACUAAUGCAGUUGUGCGGUAUCACUGUUCAGAGGGCUUCCAGCAAAGACUGAACCCUCUGGUCAGGUGUCUUCCCGGAGGCCGAUGGGAGAGACCUCAAAUUUUCUGCAUCCCUGGUGGAGAAGUUAUGCAGAACCUCGACAUGUCACAAACUGACAGCAACUUUUCAGCAGCAGAAAAUGAAUUUGAAGCCACUGAAGAGACACCACAGUUCUGGGAUAUCAAGUUUUAACACCUAUGCUUUCCUUUUAAACAUACAAUUUGGUUAGUGUACCAUGACGUGAUGUAAAUUAUCUUGAAGAGGGAACAAUGAACCACAGAGACAAAAAGAUGAUGUAAAAGGACUAAAGUUUCUUUCCAGUAAGAAUGUGCAUCCAUGAUUAUGGAGAUUUUAAACUCACAAUCUGGCAUAGUUAUUCCCAAAGUAGGCUAUGAUCAAUUAAUAUUUCCUAAUAAUUGUUCUUGUUGUGGUUUUUGCUAUGUCUAGGGCCACAUAAUGGUGCUAAGCUUUUGAGACACUUUUAUGGUUUUAGAUUUUUAUUGUAUCAUGUUCCUAUUUUAUCAAAGAUCCUGACAUCUCUAAAGUGAGCCAUAAGUUACCAAGUAUUCUGUAUAUGUUGGUUUUCACAGCAGAAAUUACUGUCCACAAUUUUUUUUUAUUUUCUUUUUCCAACAGAAAACUUUAAGGUCAAGCAGACGCGGUUUUGUUCGGUGGCUUUAUGUUGUAAUAAAGUUUUGUAGAACAGAGCAAAGAAUAAAUCAGUCUCCUAUUUUACUCUCA
Molecule: messenger RNA, 5457 nt
Organism: Girardinichthys multiradiatus
Lineage: Eukaryota; Metazoa; Chordata; Actinopteri; Cyprinodontiformes; Goodeidae
Product: brevican core protein-like
Exons: 14
Coding region: 235-4908 (1557 amino acids)
Biological process (GO): cell adhesion
Molecular function (GO): hyaluronic acid binding
Source: RefSeq, a predicted model, not a curated record